AUGGACGCCGAAAAGGAUGUUAUAAUGAAAGACGGAGAAAAUAAUAACGAGGAAACAGCGGCUCUGAGGGCCGAGGUAGAAAGUCUGCGGCGACAACUCGCAGACAUAACUCGGCCCUCAGGGUUACCUCAACAACCGGGGUUACCAAGGCCUAUAAUGAAAGACGGAGAAAAUAAUAACGAGGAAACAGCGGCUCUGAGGGCCGAGGUAGAAAGUCUGCGGCGACAACUCGCAGACAUAACUCGGCCCUCAGGGUUACCUCAACAACCGGGGUUACCAAGGCCGUCAGCGUCGCAGCCGCCGGGGCCACCAAUGUCGCAGCCGCUGGGGCCGUCAGCGUCGCAACCGCCGGGGCCGUCAGCGUCGCAACUGCCGGGACCGCCAAUAUCGCAGCCACCGGGGCCGUCAGCAUCGCAACCGCCGGGACCGCCAUUAUCUCAAAUAGAACGACGGAAUUAUGGCGGGCAGACAAUUACGGAUCAUAACGCAGAUGUGUUAAAGGCGUUGUAA
Molecule: messenger RNA, 510 nt
Organism: Wasmannia auropunctata (little fire ant)
Lineage: Eukaryota; Metazoa; Arthropoda; Insecta; Hymenoptera; Formicidae
Product: homeobox protein ESX1-like
Exons: 4
Coding region: 1-510 (169 amino acids)
Source: RefSeq, a predicted model, not a curated record